This is a messenger RNA of Lasiosphaeria miniovina, 895 nucleotides long. RefSeq lists its product as uncharacterized. The record is from RefSeq and is a predicted model, not a curated record. Lineage: Eukaryota; Fungi; Ascomycota; Sordariomycetes; Sordariales; Lasiosphaeriaceae. The transcript is spliced from 2 exons. The coding region runs from base 283 to 882 and encodes 199 amino acids.
AACACAAACACCCACAAGCCAUCACAUCGGUAUCCACAAGAUGUCAGAAACCAUGACGGCAUGAGCAGGAAUUUGGCCACUUCCGAGUGGGUUGAAAGGGCCAGUAGAUGAGAAGCGAGGGCCGCUUCGUCACUUCGUGCGGUGCAGCGCGACGUAAACGACCCGGCUGACACUCCCGCAAUUCGCCCCUUUUCUCUCCCUCGUCCUCAUCCAUCCAUCCUUGCAUCCUCACACGCAGCCCCGUGCAAACCCGCCGCAGAUUCACAACCCCAGCCUCAAAUCAUGCCUACCGUGCCAACAGAGGCCGUGGUUGGUACCACCAUUGCCUUUUCCUUCAUCCUGCUCGGCAAUGCCGUCACGCAGUCGUUCAUGGGCGUGCCGGCGCUGCUGGUCGACUUCCCGCGGCCGUCGUCGCCCGAGCACGCGGCGGCGGCGCGUCACCUGGGCCGGCAGUGGCCCGUGUUCUGGAACGUGGGCAACGUGUUCUUCCGGCCCAUCAGCACGCUGGGGAUUUUCGGGUACGCGUACGCGAGCUGGGCGGCGCGGGGGGCCAGUCUCGGGAGCAGCCACGGCACCGGCACCAGCUUCUCGGGCCUGGUGAGCGGCAGCACCGCGCCCCUCGGCCUGGCGGGCGACUGGCGGCUGUACGCGCUGUCGGCGGCGUGCCACCUCGUCACGGUGCUGCACUCGGCGCUCAACAUGCAGCCGCUCAACAACAAGCUCGACGGGCUGCGCUCGCCCAAGACCAGCGGCGUCGACGAGAGCCUCGCCGAGUACUACGCCCGCCGCUGGAUCAAGCUCAACUCGGUGCGCGUCGUCAUGCCGUUCGUCGCCGGCAGCGUGGCGCUGUGGCAGACGCUGCGCUCUCGUACGUCGCUGUAGGCUGAGUGUAGAU